AUGAUUCACGGCUACGACUACCGACUCGUUCAAAUCCCCCAGACAGUCGAUCGAUCUGCAACAUGGACCAAGGUCACUGCGAUCAGGGAAGCGUUGAAACACUACGAAUACGUUGUAUUCAUAGAUGCAGAUUCCAUGAUUCCCUACCCCAAUCUACCCAUGGAAUGGCUAUUCAACUACUGGGAGAUCACUCCGGAGACUCUAAUUGCCAUGGCUCUUGACCCAGACACACCCCACAACCGUGAUUGGAAUAACCGCACAUUUCUCAACACGGGCUUUAUUAUUGCCCAGCAGAGCCCUCGUACCCAUGAACUCUUUGAGGCGUGGGAGAAUUGUCCCAACGGAACGCGCUAUCCAGAGUGCGUGAGGUGGGGUAGGGAAUGGCCACAUGAGCAGUCCGCAUUUGGAAAUUAUGUUAGGUCGGAUGACAUUCGUGUCUUGUCUUGUGCAGAGGCAAAUGGAUGCCCUGAGGUCGCAGCUACCGGGUGUGCUGGGGGGUUGGUGAGGCACUAUUGGGGUGACAAGAGCUCGCUACCUGCUAGUGUUGGGGAUGCAGUCUUAGAUUGCACCGGACUUUUUAUCACAAUUCUCGAACUUUGGUAG
Messenger RNA from Penicillium verrucosum, 603 nucleotides. RefSeq lists its product as uncharacterized. The transcript has 3 exons. Gene Ontology annotation, cellular component: Golgi membrane. Gene Ontology annotation, molecular function: glycosyltransferase activity. Gene Ontology annotation, biological process: protein N-linked glycosylation. The record is from RefSeq and is a predicted model, not a curated record. Bases 1 to 603 code for a protein of 200 amino acids. Lineage: Eukaryota; Fungi; Ascomycota; Eurotiomycetes; Eurotiales; Aspergillaceae.